UUUUUCAUUUAUAUAAUUUAGUUUGAAGACAAAUUUUAAGUGAAUAAAAAUUUGUAAGAUAUAUAAUAUAUUAUCUUAUUCUGUACAAGCGCGCGAAAAUUUAUGAGAACUGAGUGGUAAUGGUAAUAGUAGUGACAAAACGUUUUGUAGCGGUUGGUCUCUUUGGGUGGGGAAAAUCAAUAGGAAAACCAAGUUUAAAUUAUAAGUACAGAUCAUUAAUAUUUAAUGAAUCUUAUAUUAAUAUUUUUUUAAUAUUGUAUUAUAUAUGCGAAUGUGUCUGUUUGUGAAAUCUUUACAAUGAUGCUUUCAAAAUGUAGCGUCUCGUGAUGUAUAUGAAAAUUUGAUUGAAUGUAGUGUGUACUCAGUUAUCAUUAACAGCUGUGUUCAAUAAAAGGAAAAUGUUUAGAAACUAUUUAAUUGAUACUUCUUGACAUCUAAUUUGAAGAACGAAAUAUCAAUUUACACUUAAUAAUGUUGAUACUUCGGAAAAUUUUCUUGACUUAUUUCAUAUUGUGUACGUUAUUACGAAUCAAUUAUGUUAAAAGUACACAUAUUUCGGGUACUUUUAAUACGAAAGAAUUUUUUCGUUUUCUCAUAAAAUUCGGUUUUCAAAAGACUGAUCGUCAUCGACAAAAAGAUUCAUAUGGAUAUAUUUUUGGUAAUGUAACAUCGAAAAGCGAUUUUACUAUACCAAUUACAUUGGCAGUUUUGGAUCGUGGUCAUUUUUUAGAAUACUAUGGUAAUCGUACAUUAAAGGAUAAAAAUACUGCUUGUACUCUUAUGUUCAAUACCUUGAAUCAAAGUUCUUAUGACGUACAUUGUAAUGAAGAAGGACAAGAUUUUUUGAGGAGAGUACCUUGUCCAAGAAAUAAACUAUGUCCAGAUGAAGAUUCCAUAUGGAAUAUUGUAAAAGGAUACCAAUUCACAUAUGUCAUACAAGAUUUUUGGCAACCACGUUUUUGGUAUAUGAGUCUAGUAGCUUGUUAUAGAAAUACAUCUACUUGUCAAUGGGAAUAUUAUGAUAAACAUGAUGAAUUAGAAUAUGAUAUUUGGCUAGUAAAUGGAAAUCCAAAUACUAGUGGCCUAAAUAGUUUAACAUACCAAUUUUCUUAUGAUAGACAAAAUACCAUAGAACUAUAUUUGUUGUUUUUUAUGUGUUACAUUAUAUUGGUGCCACUACAAUUAUAUGCUGUAAGAUUACAAAAACAUCCUGUAACAAGAUUAUUCACUGCUAGUUUAUUAUUAGAGUUUAUAGCAGUAUGUUUGAUUUUGAUACAUGUAUUGAAAUUUGCUCUUGAUGGAGUUGGAUAUGAACAAUUAGAAGUUGCUGGAGAUAUUUUUGACAUUCUAUCAAGAACAUCAUUCAUGUUACUUCUUCUUCUACUUGCUAAAGGAUGGGCUGUAACUAGAAUGGAAUUGACAUGGAAACCAUUAGUUUUUACUAUAUGGCUUUGUUAUGGAGUAGUUCAUAUUCUAUUAUAUGUGUGGAAUAUGACUGAAGUUGAUAUUAUUGAAGAUAUUGAUGAAUAUCAAACAUGGCCAGGCUGGUUUAUACUUUUAUUUCGCAGUGCAAUAAAUUGGUUUUUAUGUGAACUUAGGAAUACUAUGACAUAUGAACAUAAUACUCAGAAGUUAAAUUUUCUACUUCAUUUUGGUGCAUCUUCAUUAGUUUGGUUUAUUUAUUUACCUAUUAUAGCACUAAUUGCUCUUCAAGUAAGCGCAUUGUGGAGGUUUAAACUUCUAUUGGGUAUUACAUAUUCUGCUGAUUGUUUUGCAUAUUGUGUAAUGGCACAUUUACUUUGGCCAACACGAAGUGAACAAUAUUUUUUACUUGCACAAGGAGCUGAUAAUGGAGAUGAACUUGAUGAAUUUAAUGAAGCACCACAUGUACUAAAUAAUUAUGUGGAACCUCCAGAACUUACUAAAAUAAUUACUUAAUGUCAAAAUAUCAAAGGCAAAAUUUUGCAUAUAUAAAAAAUCAAACAUAAAGUUUGAAAUAUAUUGUUUGCCAAAUAAAAAUUUUAUAGGGUUGAUAAUACUCUGCUAUGUAUUACUUGAGACUGAUAUAUUCUGCACACUGUAUAAUUAGAGAUAUAUUAAUAAUCAAAUUUACAUUUGUGAUAGGAAGUCAAUAAUUGACACAGGAAUAAAAUGGGCGAGUAUGAUAUGAGUAUGUUUAACUAAUUUUUGAUUUAAAAA
Messenger RNA from Apis florea (little honeybee), 2199 nucleotides. Its product is annotated as transmembrane protein 145. NCBI's taxonomy places the organism in Eukaryota, Metazoa, Arthropoda, Insecta, Hymenoptera, Apidae. Gene Ontology annotation, biological process: response to pheromone; G protein-coupled receptor signaling pathway. The record is from RefSeq and is a predicted model, not a curated record.